UCAAGCACAGCAACAUUUUCUGUAACGAUGAAUCUUUUGAGGGCCCUUCCUGCACUUCUGUCCCUGGCGUUUGCACAAGAGUCCGAGGAGGCACAGGGGCCACCGGACUUUGACGAGCUCAUGUCGCAGGUGGACACGGAUAAGGAUGGCAAAAUGUCUUGGUCGGAAGUGCUGGACAUUUUUGAAGGUCCGGAGCAUGUGGAGCAGCAGUACAUGGAGGCCUUUGCCGAGUGCGAUAAGGACGAUGAUCUGCUCAUCAGCCGAGAGGAACUGCCGACCUUCUUCGACAAGAUGCAUUCCAUACUUCAGGAAGAGGACAAAAAGAUGGGAACAAAACCAUCAGGAAAGGAGGAUCUGUAAAUUUGGCGGAAAAAAAGCCGCUCCAAAAUAGGCAGACAGCCAAGACCAAGUGACCAAAAUAGACAAAAGUGGAUCUGUGGUUAAAAGAUGUUA
Cladocopium goreaui is the source of this 453-nucleotide messenger RNA. The record is from the annotation of a GenBank genome assembly. Lineage: Eukaryota; Dinophyceae; Suessiales; Symbiodiniaceae.